AUGGACUUCACACAAGAAUAUCGUAUCCGCAGCUCCUGGCAGGUCCGCUGCGCGGCGGGGGACCCAUUCGCCGUCGUCCGCGUCCGGAAUCUACAAGCCGUAGUGAAGGGCCCCCACGAUGCCUGGGGCCGAGACGGCAAGCCGCAGCCAUUUCUGGUCUCUGCCGAGCUGAGCUUCACCAGCCCAUUUGACGCAUCGGUCGCCGGAGACAAUGUCACCAGUGGCGACACCGUCCACUACGGCAGCCUGAGCAAGACCAUCCUCGCCAGCCUGGAGAGCUACAGCCCUCAGCGAGCGGCACCGGCAGACAACCAGGCGGCCCUGGGCUCGACCAGCAGCACGCUGAGAGGUGUUCUGGAGAGGAUAUGGUCGACUCUGACCGGCUUGAAAGUUGACGGCAUCCGUAGCAAGGAUGUAGAGCAGGCGUUCCUUGAUCUGUCGAAGCUCCGGUUCAUGUCUAUCACUGUCAUCCUGCCUAAAGCCUCACUUCUGGGCGAAGGAGUCAGCUUGACAGCAUCGUCUGUUUUUGAUACCAAGGAGGUCUCUUCAGCAGUGGAGAUGUUUGCUAUAAGUCUUCGCCUCCAUCGGCUACGGGUACCUACUCUAAUCGGCGUCAACUCGAACGAACGCGAAGCAAAACAAUUUGUUAUAACAGACAUUGAGGUGGACAAGUUCGAUUAUGCCCCAGAUGUCUAUACCCUUCUGGAGUCUCUAGUCAUAAAGGCCAUGGAGGAAUCCUCGUUUGAGACCCUAGAAGCUUUGGGGAGUCAUCUAUCUAGCAGGAUCAUGAGAGACUUCCGUCCACUACCGGGGCAGCAGUACUCUGGCUACUUCGGCUGGCAAGUCAAAAUCAGCAUGGAGAAACCAACGGCGGUUCCCUUUGCGGAUGGUCCCGUUGUGCAGGUCCGAGCCGGCGCCGGGUUGGAGGUGCCAGAGCAUUGA
Molecule: messenger RNA, 942 nt
Organism: Phaeoacremonium minimum UCRPA7
Lineage: Eukaryota; Fungi; Ascomycota; Sordariomycetes; Togniniales; Togniniaceae
Product: putative dihydroneopterin aldolase family protein
Exons: 2
Coding region: 1-942 (313 amino acids)
Biological process (GO): folic acid-containing compound metabolic process
Molecular function (GO): dihydroneopterin aldolase activity
Source: RefSeq, a predicted model, not a curated record